This is a messenger RNA of Acyrthosiphon pisum (pea aphid), 864 nucleotides long. RefSeq lists its product as uncharacterized. The transcript has 2 exons. The record is from RefSeq and is a predicted model, not a curated record. Lineage: Eukaryota; Metazoa; Arthropoda; Insecta; Hemiptera; Aphididae. The annotation marks the transcript as partial.
AUGACGAGCAAGGAUCAGCAAGGAUCAGGGGACGAGCAAGGAUCAGCGGACGAGCAAGGAUCAGCAAGGAUAAGCAAGGAUCAGCAAGGAUCAGGGGAUAGUGAUUCAGAACCCCCCAAAUCAUACUACUUGUGUUAUCAACUCAUAUUAAAUAGAGCGUCGAUCGAUUUAAAUGCAAUCAAACAGUAUAAAAAUAAUGAAGUUGUGGCAGACGCUCCUAAACUAAAAGACGUUAAAAUAAACAUAACAAAAAUAUUGUGGCGGAUGCCCAUACUGAGAGUUAGCGAUAGAGAAAAAAUUCGAUUGUUGAAAGAAGUCAACAGUCAAAAACCCCUGACAUGUGCAUUUAGAUCGUGGGAACUGUGUGAACAUCCAUUUUUACCACAAAACACUUCGCAUUUGUGGAAAGAAAAGACAUCGAACAAAUUAGAAAAACCUAGAUAUGUUAUUAUCGGAUUUCAAACUGAUAGGAAAAAUAGUUCGAGUAAAUCAAUGUCAUAUUUCGAUCAUUGUAAAAUUAAAAACUUUAAAAAGGUUUAUUUAAACUCUGAAGUAUUUCCCUACGAAGAUUUUCAAAACGACUUUACCAAAAAUAAGAUGGCGACAUUAUAUCGCGCGUAUGCAGAGUUCCAAAAAUCUUACUACGGUCAUGAUGAUGUGACACCUCUAUUGAACCGUUCAGAUUUCAAAAAUCUGUCUCCAAUCAUAGUCGUUGACAUGAGCCGACAAAACGACAAUGUGAAAAUGUCAACUGUCGACCUCAGGAUUGAAAUAGAAGCCGACGUAGCGUUUCCAGCUUCAACUUCAGCAUAUUGUUUAAUAUUACAUGACCAAAUUAUAACUUAUAAUCCAUUUAAUGGAGAA